GUGACAUUUUUUCAUUCAUCUCUUUACUCUGAGUGCUGCACUACACACUCCUUUCGGUUGCGCGAUUUCGGGGGAAGGAAAAAAGUGUUAUCACCGUGAGCGAAAUUCCGUCGGAAAAAAUAGUGCGAUCGUUCUGGAACUAGUUCAAAAACGAAACCCCAACAGAACACAGCACAUAACAAAACAUGGCUGCCAGUACGAGCGGUGAUAAAGCGGCGGAUGAUUCACUUUACCCGAUCGCGGUGCUUAUCGAUGAGCUCAAGAACGAGGAUAUUCAGCUACGCCUAAACUCGAUCAAGAAGCUAUCCACCAUCGCCCUGGCCUUGGGUGAGGAGCGUACCCGCACCGAGCUGAUUCCAUUCCUGACCGAAACCAUCUACGACGAAGAUGAAGUGCUGCUGGCGCUGGCAGAGCAGUUGGGCAACUUCACCGCCUUGGUGGGAGGUCCCGAGUACGCCAUGUAUUUGAUUCCUCCGCUGGAGUCAUUGUCGACCGUAGAGGAAACCGUCGUCCGCGACAAGGCAGUCGAAUCGCUGCGAAUUGUGGCGGCUCAGCACAGUGCCCAGGAUUUGGAAGUGCACGUUGUACCAACCCUACAGCGUUUGGUUUCGGGAGAUUGGUUCACAUCUCGCACUUCCGCUUGUGGACUGUUCUCGGUGUGCUACCCAAGAGUGUCGGCUGCAGUCAAAGCUGAACUGAGGAAUAACUUCCGUCAGCUUUGCCAGGAUGAAACUCCGAUGGUUCGACGAGCUGCCGCUGGAAAGCUCGGUGAAUUUGCCAAGGUCGUCGAAUUGGAAUAUCUGGAGUCGGAUUUGAUCCCGAUGUUUGUGCAGAUGGCCCAGGACGAUCAGGAUUCAGUCCGACUGUUAGCGGUUGAGGCUUGUGUCAGCAUUGCCCAGCUGUUACCUCAGAAUGAUGUAGAACAUAGCGUUAUGCCAACUCUGCGACAGUGUGUCAACGAUUCUUCGUGGCGGGUGCGAUAUAUGGUUGCAGAAAAGUUUACAGGCUUACAGAAGGCUGUUGGUCCGGAAAUAACCAAAACUGACUUGGUUCCGGCAUUCCAAUACCUACUGAAGGACUCUGAAGCUGAAGUUCGGGCCUCAGCUGCAACUAAGGUGACCGAGUUCUGUUCAAAUCUUGAGAAGAGCAGUCAAGAGCAAAUCAUAAUGAGUUCGAUUCUGCCGUACGUUAAAGAACUGGUGGCCGAUCCGAACCAACACGUAAAAUCGGCACUUGCUUCGGUUAUUAUGGGUCUCAGUCCGAUACUGGGCCGUAACAACACCAUUGAGCAUUUGCUGCAGCUCUUUCUGCUUCAGCUGAAGGACGAAUGGCCAGAGGUGCGGUUGAAUAUUAUUUCCACCUUGGACUGUAUCAAUGACGUUAUUGGAAUUCAACAAUUGUCUCAAUCGCUGCUACCGGCCAUUGUUGAGCUGGCCGAAGACACCAAAUGGCGCGUACGCUUGGCAAUUAUUGAGUACAUGCCGUUGUUGGCUGGGCAGCUGGGACAGGAAUAUUUCAAUCAGAAACUGCGAGAUCUCUGCUUCAACUGGCUAAAUGACCAUGUAUACGCCAUCCGCGAGGCUGCCACGCUGAACAUGAAGAAGAUUGUACAGACUUUCGGAACGCAAUGGGCAGAAACAAAUAUCAUCAAUCAGAUUUUGGUCAUGUACAAAAACAGCAACUAUCUGCACAGAAUGACUUGUCUAUUUUGUAUCAACGCCCUGGCUGAUGUCGUCGGAGCCGAUAUUAUCAAGCGACUAUUCCUGCCCACGAUCAAGGUUCUGUCGACGGAUCCGGUUGCCAAUGUGCGCUUCAAUGUCGCCAAAACGCUACAGAAGUUGUCUCCAUUCCUGGACCAGGCCGCUAUCGACGAGCAUGUUAAACCGAUCCUAGAAAAGCUAAACACCGACACGGACGUCGAUGUAAAGUAUUUCGCCUCUGAGGCAAUGGUUGGAAUUGCUGCCGCCUAAAUUGUGUAUCCAGGAUAAAUUUUGUAUGCAUUGUUAAUGUGUAAGUUAGAAGGAAAUAAAUCCAUUACUAAUUCAGCGAUAUACCUACAACAAACUACUUAUCCGAUUAGACGCAAGCAGCACGAUUCAAUUCUAUUUAUUUCCUUAUGCUUCAUGAAAAUAAAGAUAGCUUCAUAACUGAGAAAAAGCAGGAAAGAUAUGUAAUUAGGAAAACAUCAUUGAAAGUGAAAAAAAACAACAAUUUAAUAAAUUGGAAGUCCGGACAGAUUUGUAUAAAAAUGACAUUUCGUAAUUUCAAAUUUAUCUGAAAAUACAAUAGAAUUUUCUUUUCGCGAAUAGGAAUACACCCCUUUUUCAAUGAGAGCUUAGUUAGUUCUGCCGAAAUAAAAGGGGAAAGCUGUUAUCAGACAAAACGCAUUUUUGGAAUCAUCAUUAAUUUACUUAGUACUUGGUAUUUCCUAUUUUGCGGGUUAAGUUUUUUUUUAUAAAUGCAGAUAAAAAUCACAAAUUUUCGAAAAGUGAAUAAAUACAAAAGAUCAUAUGACAUACACAAAGGAGAACCGGAAAUAUAUCCAGUUACAUUAAAUAAGCUUAAGUUUACAAUUUAAUGGUGACAACACCUAACGUAUAAGAAGAUAAUAAUUUAACAAACAAUAAAAGCCCAACUGAAAAAAAUGCA
Messenger RNA from Armigeres subalbatus, 2649 nucleotides. It is a transcript of the gene Pp2A-29B, whose product is annotated as serine/threonine-protein phosphatase PP2A 65 kDa regulatory subunit. The record is from RefSeq and is a predicted model, not a curated record. Bases 186 to 1970 code for a protein of 594 amino acids. Gene Ontology annotation, biological process: protein dephosphorylation. The transcript has 6 exons. Gene Ontology annotation, molecular function: protein binding; protein phosphatase regulator activity. Lineage: Eukaryota; Metazoa; Arthropoda; Insecta; Diptera; Culicidae. Gene Ontology annotation, cellular component: protein phosphatase type 2A complex; cytoplasm.